Molecule: messenger RNA, 1953 nt
Organism: Acytostelium subglobosum LB1
Lineage: Eukaryota; Evosea; Eumycetozoa; Acytosteliales; Acytosteliaceae
Exons: 3
Coding region: 1-1953 (650 amino acids)
Molecular function (GO): protein binding; fatty-acyl-CoA binding
Source: RefSeq, a predicted model, not a curated record
AUGACAAAGGAUAUAUGCAAGGCUGCAAAGAAGGGUGACAUUAAGACCAUUAGGAAGUAUGUCCCCAAUGAGGUCAGAGGCAAUGAAGUCGAUAAAGAUGGCAAGUCAGCACUACAUUGGGCAAUUGAAGGUGACCACUAUGAUUGUGUAGUUCACUUGUUAGACAAUGGAGCAAGCAUCAAUUAUAAAGAUCCAAAGAGUGUAGAGACUCCAAUUAUAGCAUCACUAAAGAGAGUGGCAGUAAGCGAGAAACAAGAGGAUAUUGCAAUAUAUUUGAUGUCAAGAGGUGCUGAUUUGAACUGCGAGUCAAGGGAUAGACGUACACCAGAGAGGAUAUUGGAGAGCUUGCCAAAGAGGUUCCAGGUCAAGUAUAAGGAAGCCUAUCAGAAGAAGUAUCAAGCGAAAUCAUCAUCGUCCAUACCCCAGUACAAACCAGCAGCGACAUCAUCGCCCAACCUUACGACUUUGACCACGCAGGUCAACUCAAUCUCAAUCUCAAACUCGACUGGCGGCGCGUCCACCUCCAGUCCUCCUGGAUCGCCACCUGGCGGCGUCGGAUCAGUCACAACAACCUCGUCGCCAAACCUCUCCAAGCUGGGAGGCUCUCCACCACCAUCGACCUCGUCAACAGCCAUGCGCUCGCCACCCAUCGGAGUUAUCUCCACGGUUGCGCCUGCGCCCAUAACAACAGCUUCGGGCAAGACUUACACGCGACCUGUGCAGCUGGACAUCACCGCGACUACACUGUUGCCCGAAGACUACUCUCGCGUCAAGGACAUCAGUCUUCUGUGGCUGGAGAUCACAUACAAGCUGUCGAUCGUGGCCAUAUGCUCGGACAAAAUCAGGUACGACGACAUUGCCAAGGCUGUAGACGAGUGUGGCAACGUGCUGGCACACUUCCUGCCCAUCAUUGGUGAUGCUGAGAACACUUCGUUCAUGGAGUCGGUGAUCAAUCAGGAGGCCGUGGCGACGAUCAGCGAGCGAGUGAAGAAUGUGCGUGAUGGACUCAAGCUACGACUAUUCAACAGGAUUGAGCAGACCGAGGUGAUCCGUCUGGUGGCCGCGUUAGUCGGCUCACUUCAGUGGCUGUACAACUGCUGGUUCGAAGUGACUGAUGACGCGAUCAACACGUCGAUCGCCGAGUGUGCGCUCUCCUGUCGUCUGGCAAUGAACGCAAUUACGUACCGCACAUCGAUCCCACCAGGUGUGCUGACUAACAUUGCCAAGCUCUGUCGCCAUGUCAGCGCCCGAGUGUUUGUCUGCCGCAGCCCCGCGCUGGCCAAACGCUUGUCCGACUCGUGUCUGCUGGUGGCCCGCACGUUCAAGUCGCUUAUGGUACUCUCGAUCCUGGGCGACCGUGACACGCAAAAGUCACCUGAGAACUUGAUCGCCCUGGGCAAGAUCAUCGCCGAGCAGCUCAGCUCGAUCAAGACAACGAUCUCCACAAUGGUACCAUCGCGCGUCACGCCCCUCCUCGAGCAGGAGGCCGAGCACGAGCUGGUAGAGAGCGCUGCUAAGCAACUACGUGGCUCCAUCGACUUUUACCGCUCCAACAACCAGCAGUCGUCGCACGUCGGCCUGCCCAAAGAGGGCGUUCUGCUGCCACUUUUCGCGUCGAUCCAGAAGUCGAUCCAGUCGUUGUCGCUGUACUCAAGCGAGCAGCACGACCUGCAGAUGGUCAUCCCUGCACAGAUGAUCGCCCAGGAUGUCAUGGAGAUACGCGCCGUCAUAUCGGCCUUCCAAGCGGACCUCUCGCAAAACACGCUGUCUGAGGAGCUCAACGACCAGCUGGCAGUCGCCCUCGACACCAGCUUCCAUUUCUCCAGCCAACUCCUAUUUUCAGUCACAGCCGUCACCUGUCACAAUCGUUCUCUGGACAUGUCACAAGUUGGAUAUGCUGCACGUGGUCUAUCCACCUGUUGCUGUAUCCUUUUGGAUUCAUUCUGCUUCUAA